Molecule: messenger RNA, 2286 nt
Organism: Dentiscutata erythropus
Lineage: Eukaryota; Fungi; Glomeromycota; Glomeromycetes; Diversisporales; Gigasporaceae
Source: the annotation of a GenBank genome assembly
AUGCACGAAUCUCGGAGACCGUUUAUUUCGCGUUCUCUGCCUGGCGAACAUACCUCUCCAAAAAGUCUACCAGCCUCUCUACCUACAACUCCUGUAACAUUUCAAAUUCCAACUUCCUCUUUGACGGUUCCUGCCGCACAGCAAGCAACUGGUAUAGAAGGUAAACUUAUAAAACCGAGAAAUCGUCGAAGUCUUUCUACUUCUUCGAGUCAAAGUUUACUUAAGAAAAGCUUAUCAAAACCACGGGCUUUAUCGAAUCUUUAUCCUUCAAAUUUACUCUCGACUAUUGAGGGAGAUGCAAAUAACAGGCCGUCCUUUGAAGACUUCGAUUUUUCGACUCCUGGCAUUCUCCCUACCGGAACUAACUCUGGUUCAAAUUCUAGUAGUAGUUCCUCUAAUUCUCCAUAUUUGACUUCUUUUCCUUUUUAUCAAAGAGAAAGACAUCACUCUUUAUUUGUACUAUCUCAUCCACAACAGCAACAACAGCAAAGACCGUCAGUGUCACUGCAACAACAAAAUUUGUUAAAUGUUCCUUCAACACAAUCAGGUACUACUGUGUCUUCUACAUCAUCUCAACAAAAAUUGCCUCAUCAACCGAUCCAACGUCGUCAGAGUGGUGCUAGCUCUCAACUUAAACGACUAUUAAGUUUAAAGUCGGAAAGUUAUCCUUCAAAUACCCCUUCCUUAUAUUCUGACUCUGAGACUGACUCUUUGGAAACUGAUUCUGAUGCCUAUGUCACCAAUGAUGAACAUGUUCUUUCUUCCUCUAUAAAACGAAAACCUUCAUUUCAAAAAUAUAGAUUUUUCCCUGAUUUAUCAAUUGAUGCUGAACAAAAUCGUCUUAGUAAUUUGCAUAUUAUUGAUGAUGGUUCUCCAGAGUUUACUUUUCCAAAAGUUAAACGAAAACUUUUAAAAGAUCUGGAAGAGGCAAAAAGUCGUGCUGAUAAAAGAAUUAUGGUGAUUUUAGAUAACUGGUAUAAGUCUCACCAAUAUCAAGAACUUUUAAGUGAAUUUUUAUAUGAUGGUUGGAGUGAUGAUGAUGAUAUACAUUCUCCAAUCAAAAUUCAAAAAAAGAGUAGUCAGAGAACAUUGAAUAAAGAGAAGGCCAGUCCGGUCAUUAGUGAUACAGAUGAUGAGGCCUCUCACCUAGAUAAGUUAUCACUUGAAAUUAAAUCAAUGAAGAAAGAUGUACUUGCAAAAGAUAAAAUUACACAUAAAAUGGAAUCUAUGUCAUUAUAUGGUAAUACAAAACCAAAAAACAUUCUAAAAAAGAGUAAAAACUUUAAAAGAAGAUUGAUUCAUUCGAAUAGUUGGCCUUCUUCAAUUUUAACUUCAUCUCAUACGCUCUUGUUAACACGUAUUGAUCGUAUUGCUCGACGUAUUUUAAAGACUGCUGUUCAUGAUUUAUUACAUUUCAACGUUGCUGUUGAAAUAAUGAAAGAACUUCAGGAAUUAAUGGAAUCACAAAGGAAAAUGGCUGUUGGUAAUGCUGAUGCUGAAGAUUUAUUAACAAAAUUAGUUUACGUUUUCGCUGACGUUACAAGAGCUGUUGAAGCUGUGAAUUAUCCUUUGGCUGAAACACAUCAAGACUUUUCAGGUGAUAGUGGAAUAAAUGAUAUGUUGACAACAGGUUCAGAGUGGUCUUCUUCACCAUUACCAUCGCCAUUGCUUCCAAUGACUCCAUCAUCAUAUUCUCCACCACGAAUAUUACACGAAAGGCGCAAGUCUUCCUUGGAGAUCGAUGGAAAUAAUAAAUCUAGCGCGCUUUUAUCUCCAUCACUUGCGUAUUCGUCUCCAUUGGCUCGCCAUGUUACUAUGCCUCAAUUACCGUCAACUCCUAAAAUUACUCUUGAACAACGUCGUGCUUCUGCGAAUGAAGCGAUAUUCGAAAGCCCAAUAAUGUACAUUCCCCCCUCUCGACCAAGUAUGGAUGACAACCUUCUCACUUGGAACAAUUUAACAAAGAAGCAAGUAGAUCAGAUGCUUCAUGAGGAAAUGAAUAGGGAAAUUGAUUUUAGCAUAAAGCUGAAGAAACAACAAGAAGAUCCGAAAACAAUGAUGAACUUUUUCAAAUCAAUAAAAAAUGCGUUCAACAGCCCUACAUCGUCGACUAGUGUGUCACCCAUUGGAUCCCCAACUCGAUCAAUUAUUCUACCAAGUCCUAUUCGUAACGCAUAUCUACCACGUCCUCCACCGUUGGAAAGCCAUCGGUCUUUUUCUUUUGAUUCACAGUCACAGACGCUACAUGGUCGUAGUAAUUCAUUAAUGUCAUCAAAGAGUGAUGUU